Sporothrix schenckii 1099-18 is the source of this 1227-nucleotide messenger RNA. RefSeq lists its product as uncharacterized. The record is from RefSeq and is a predicted model, not a curated record. Lineage: Eukaryota; Fungi; Ascomycota; Sordariomycetes; Ophiostomatales; Ophiostomataceae. Gene Ontology annotation, cellular component: mitochondrion. The coding region runs from base 1 to 1227 and encodes 408 amino acids. The transcript has a single exon.
AUGGCACCACCGGCUACGGCACCGGUGCUCGUGCCGACCGACGGCCUGGGAAGAUCCCGAACCGGCCUCCAUGAAGCCAUGGUGACACCCUCGCCGGCUGUGUCUUCGGCACCGUCGUCCUUCUCGGAUUCGUCCUCCUCAGCAACGUCUUCCUCCUCAGACUCGUCAAGACAGCCGUCGACUUCCACCUCAUCACCGUCGGCAUUACAGCCAGACUCGACAUCCACACCCUCGAGACCCAAGUUACUCACGCCGUCCCUCCCGCCCGCCCAUAUACCUCCGUCGCCAUUCCCAAAACGAGCCCCAGGCGGCUCAUCUUCCACCUCCUCCACCGCCACCACGUCUUCUACUACCGCCGCUGCGGCCAAGCCCCAGUACAACACCCGACACCUGGGCCUCCGUCUCGCUGCCGACGCCGCCAGCGGUUUCACCGCCGCCUCCUUGGUUGCGCCGAUCAUCGCCAUCAUCGACCGCAGCAUCAUGGAAAACGCCUCGGGCGCCAACUCCCUCGCCGGCUCUCUGCGUGCCUCCUUUGCGACCCUCGUCCGCCGCCCCCAGCAGAUCCUGUGGAGCAAACCGUUUGGCCUCAUCUGCCUGCUCUACGGCAGCACCUACUUCACGGCCAACGCCGUCGACACCGCCACCAGCACCGCCCACAACCGCCCCGCCUCGCACGUCACCGCCGGCGCCGCCAAGUUUGCCGCCUCGUCUGCCACCAACAUUGGCGUCUGCAUCUACAAGGACCAGGUGUUUGUCCGCAUGUUUGGCCCGCCCGGCGCCGUGCCGCGCCCCGUGCCGCUGCCGUCGUACCUGCUGUUUGCCCUGCGCGACUGCAUGACCAUUUUCGCGUCCUUCAACAUCCCCCCGCGGCUGGGGCCGUACCUCGACGACAAGCUUGGUCUGGGCGGCGAGGCGGCCGCCCGCCAGGCCCUGUCGCGCGCCGUAUCCGGCCUGGCGGUGGCGCAGUUUGCCGCGCCCGCGCUGACCCAGUUUGUCUCGACGCCGGUGCACCUGCUGGGCCUCGACCUCUACAACCGCCCGUGGCAGGCGAGCGGGCCGGCCGGCCAUGCCAAUGGCCCGGCGACCUGGGCGGACCGGUUUGCCGCCGUGCGCAGGAACUGGCUGGUGAGCUCGCUGGCGCGCAUUGGCCGCAUUGUGCCGGCGUUUGGUGUCGGCGGCGUGGUCAACAUGAAGAUGCGCAAGUCGCUGAUGACGCCGCUGGAGUAA